UCUGCGGUGCCGAGCGUAUAUUCCGAGCGAGAUGGAUAUAUAGUGUAUAUUUAGAAUGUAUAUUCGCAGUAUGUGUCGUUGUUUGAGGUGCUGCCGUGCAAAAAGUGUUUGAUGUGAAAUUUGUCAGUGAGACCUACUGUGGAAAUGGAUUUGCAUUUUGUUGGGGAACAGCUGUAAUUUGACGUUUUGUUUUGGCACCAAUGGCAGAUGACGAUGGCGGAUCCUCGCACAAACCGACGUCUUCGCACAACAACAGACCUCAGGAAACGUACCAGAGAGGACAGGAAGCGCAAGUCGAGCAGAGGUUUCCGUCCCAUCCAGCCGGGAUAAUAUCACUUCCGAGGGGUAGCAGGGGAGCCAAGAGUUUGUAUUUGAAACGAGAGGGAAACAGUUUUGGAUUUACUCUUAGGCAUUUUAUUAUUUAUCCACCGGAAACUCUAGAGGAACAGGAUGAGUGGUACUCAAAGGUGGGGGCUCUGCACGAGCCCAUGGACACGAUCUUCGUGAAGAAGGUGCACGACGCUAGUCCAGCGAAAAGGGCCGGCCUACAAUACGGAGACCGGCUUCUUGCCGUCAACGGCAUCCCCAUCAAGGACAAGACCUAUAAUCAGGUCGUCCAACUGAUCGCCAACAGUCCGGACUAUCUACACCUCCUGGUGGUGCCCAAGGAAGAAGACAUCAUUCAAAGGGUUUUUCCCGAUAAGGCGCACAAUCCGAUAAGCAAUCAGCCAGAGGUACCGUACGACCGACAGAGCGCCCAACAGAUCAUCCAACAGCACAUCCAACUACCACCCUAUCAAUACCGGGCUGACCCGAACGCCUGGCGGGAGCUACAGCUCCAGCAACAGUUCUACGGCUAUCCCGACUAUGGGCAACUGUCGAGAACCGCUGCGAUCAGCCUAGGUCAGCGAAGCGCUGACAACUUACUCUGCAGAAGAGAACUAAGGCCCGUGUCGACUGUGAGUUCCAACCACCAUUCUCAGCACCAGUACCACCCACAGCAACAUCAGCAGCAACAGCAGCAGCAGCAGCAGGAGAUCUACGCGGAGAUCCAGCCCAAUGAGGGCAUUCACAGGCAGCAGCGCGGCUCUCGCGCCCAGCCCCAGGUCCCGUUGUACAGGAAGAUGGGCCGCCGUGCCAGCGAAGGCAACUCGUUGCAGGACCGCGAACCGUACUACGACGAGCCGGCGCUGUACUUUGCGGCCGGAGGUCUAGGCGGCGACGACGCCUACGGACGCGUGAACAGAACGAAACAAAACUACCCGCACGGCGGAUACAUCGAUCAGCAAAGGAUGCUGAGCUUAAACUAUCCCCCCGCUGCGGGAUGCCGACUGAGCAUGGACGGUGGACGUCGGGAGUCGACGUCCUCGCUGUCGUCGUCGAACGCAGACGGCAGCAAGGACAGUCAGUACGACUCGAGUUCGACGCUGACCGAUCGCCAGGAGGACACGCGCAUCAUCGAGCGCAUACGCAACAGUUUCCAGCAGAAGGAGGAGUUCCUGAGGGCGGCGCCCCACACGUCCACGGAGCACGCGCUCGUGCACCGCGAAUUCUACGGGCAACCACAAAAAAUGAAACGGUCCGUUUGGCCACCAACAAAUGAACAGGUGAGGCAGGAGUCGCCGUCGCGCUCUGCCUCCAAGCCAAACCACCAAAACUUCAUUCGUGUGAAGAACGACAUCGACAACGAACGAGAUCUGAGGCACGUGGUGCAACAGAACGGCGGCGCCCCGGGUGGCGGUAUGGCCAACAGUGCGCCGCCACAAAGAGGCGUUAAGUCGCCUAAAGAUAAGGCGGCGCCUAUCAAUCUGGAUCGGAUUCAGGAGGCGACCGUGGCGCCACAGAACUAUGAUCUGGCCAUGGAACGCAUCAAUGGCUCGCUGACUAUGGAAGACGCCUAUACGGAUGACAGAAGUAUGUAUCCGCAUAUGGUCCACAAGCGAGCCAGGGAAUUCGAAAGUGGUAGGCCAUUGCCGGAAGAUGAUCCGAUGAGUAACAGGAUCAACUUCACCAAGAAUGAACUGGCAAGGAUCAGUUCAAAAAAACUUGUGCCUAACGUUACGGAGAGGGCGCAAGAAUAUGAAAUUCGGGCGGUGGAGCCCCGUCGGGACAACAGUGGUACUUCCACCAAUUCCGGAAGCACCAACUACUCGAGAAGGAUACAGAGGGAUGCCAGAUCGUUGGACAGCUCAGGCAGCAACACGAGCAGUAGCAGCGUAAAUGAAGAUUUACACAACAAAAAGCUCUCUGGAAAUGUACUAAUUUCCAGCGGAAGCAAAUAUAUCCAUUGCCCACUACCAAGUGAUUGGGGCAAACCCACAGACACGUCAGGGAACGAGGCGAUCAGACAACGCGCCCGUUCAAACUCGGCAGAGUCGUGGGUAGCUGCUUUGGGGAGCGACGACCGCGGCAAAAGGGACCCGUCCAAGAGGAUCAGCCGGCAGGACGCGGUCGCCGCCGCCGAAAGGAAAAAAGCUAACGCCAAUGAAGCCGCGGACGCGCCAGCCCAACCGCUCUAUGCCGAUCUGCCGCCCCUCAUACCCGAACCUGUCGAGCGCAUGCACCUCGCCCCCUCUGUCUCGAUCACCCCCGCGCCCACAGUGGUGCAAACGAGGCCCGCCCGACCCAACCAGCUGGACCUCGAGGGUCCGGUUAGGCCGGCCCGUCACCUCAAGGCGCCCUCGGGCGCCACAGAGGCGCUGGCCAGACGUUCUAUAUCGCCAGCUUUUUGGGACGAUAAACCUGUUGUGGUUAAGCGAAGACCUAAAAAUACUAAUAUCGCUGAUGAUGAACGUGUAGUACGUCGGGAGUCGUACCUUAAGGCAACUGAAGGCGGACGAGUCGACUUCAACAUCGAACACAGCGAUGGUGAAUUGUCCCCGCAAAGAAGCGCCCAUAGACGGUACCGACGUCCUUACUUCACCGCUGAUAUCCAGCAACUUUGCAAGCUAUUCGAGGACGCGUCCACGUUCUCGUUCGGCGGCAGCGUCAGCGGCAACAGCAGCAGCAGCGCAUCCCUGGACAGGGAGAAGGCGCCGGAAAGUCCUUCGGACAAGGAGGCCGUCAUCCGUGAGGGACCCGUUUUCUGCAAGAUCUCCGAGAUAGACGGAAAGCGUGCCACCGAUAGAGCAUGGAAACCAGUCUGGGCCGUUUUGCGAGGUCCUAAGUUGCACCUCUACAAAGACAAACAUCACACGAGUCCAGUCGGAAGCACGGACGUGGUGGACCAUUCUCUGGCGGACGGCGUCGACAUGAGGACGAGCGUGGUGCGCGUCGCCGAAGACUACACGAAGAGGAAGAACGUGUUGCGCGUCUCCUCCGUGAAGCCCUGCAGGUCGGAGUUCCUUCUGCAGACCGACGACCUCACCCUGGGCGAGUGGGUCAAGGUGCUCCAGGAGCAGGUAGCAACCACCACCGAAGCAGAAGCCAGACAAGACCACCUUAACAGUACGCAACAGGCGGUGCCGCAAACCAUACCAGCCUCCACCACCAUUCAGGUGCAAGGCAGCCACUUAUCACCCCAGUUGGGCAAAGGCAAGAAUUCCGCGGCCAGAAAUCGCUCGCCCACCGGCCAAUCGCCGGUCAGCAAGACCCGCAAACCAUCACACACCCAGGACCCGACGACCAGUCCCAAGUCCAAAAAUUGGGCCGGCCGCAUGUACAAACAGCUGCACAAGAAGAUUCAGGGUGGCACCAGCCCAAGCUCGCCAACUGCCCCCGAAGUUUCCACCUUCGGCAUACCGAUCGAGCAGUGUUUGCCCUCCACCAACAACCCGUUCGUCCCCAAAGUGGUGGACGUGUGCACCUCCAUAGUGGAAGAGAAAGGACUGCAAAUCGUGGGCAUUUACAGAGUGCCGGGCAACAACGCCUCCAUUACCGCUCUCACGGACGAAAUCAACAAGAACUACGAAGACGUACCGAUGGACGACCAAAAGUGGAACGACGUCAACGUGGUCAGCAGCAUACUUAAGUCGUACUUCAGAAAAAUGCCCGACUCCUUGAUAACCGUGAAGCUGUACCCCUGCUUCAUUAACGCCGCCAAAAUCGAGGACCCGACCGAACGUCUUAAGGAGCUGAAGAGGUUGGUGAAAAGUCUGCCGCCGCACAACUACGAAACUCUCAAACACAUCGUGUUGCAUCUGAGUCGAGUGGUGGAGAAAAGCGAGAUCAACAAAAUGGAAGCCAAAAAUUUGGCCAUUGUGUUCGGUCCCACCAUCGUGCGCAGCGAGAGCGACAACAUGGAGAGCAUGGUGAACAACAUGACCAAUCAGUGUAAGAUCGUCGAGAUCUUGUUGAACGGCGCGGAGUACUUCUUCUCCGACAAUGAUCCGCCAGAACCUCUGCAAAUACCCCCUCUGGUGAGACCUGAGGAGAACGAAUACAUUGAGCAGGGCAACCACGCUUUGUUGCUAAAUAACAUAAAUAAGUAUGAAGCUAUUGGAAAGGAGGGAAAGGACAGGAAACUACUACAUUCCCUUGUGAUGUCGGCUGCGCAGCGCAUUAAGAAAACACCUAAACAGGCUAACUCCUCACAGUCUAAGGAAGAAGUUACUACACCAACCAGUCCUAAGUCAUUCUCAUCCCAGCUCUCCUCAUUAUCUGAUCUCAAGGAAAGUACAACCACAGAUAGUAAAGUAGUUUAUGUACCCGCCAGCAACGCUGAGCGCGAAAUGGAAAACAGCAGUGAAAAACUGAAACGGAGGCUCGAGAAGUUCAACAGAGAAACCCAAGAGGACAUCCAAAAGUCGCGGUGGCCACCAAACGAUUUUGUGGAUGGACGUGGAAACACAGGCUUGAGCUCUUCAGCCGGUAACGUGAACCAGCAGAACGCCAGGCUAUCCCUCAAACCCGCUGAAAUGAUGAAGACACAUAGUGCUUCUAACGUGUACGCUCGUCUGUCCAACACAACGGAUCACAGCCGCAACAGUCUCGGUUCCAUGGAGGGCGGGUACCCGGUGCAAUACUCCCCAAUCCUGGGCAGUUUGAGUUUAAGUAAACAGUCUUAUGCGACGGACAAAUCGGGUGCCGAUCACCCCAGUGAUAUUAGUGAUAGGCGGGGGAAUAGGACCGUGCUACGGAGGGGUAGUUCAGUGGAGAAUAUCAACUCCAGUUCGCUGGAUCUGAACGCCAACGGUGGUUUGAAGAAAGUGAAAUACGAGAAGGAGAGUGACUUAAGUCAGCGGUCGGGCUCGUUGGAAUCAUUAAACAAACAGUCGGACGGAGUUUCCGACCUGAUGAAAGAUUUGACAAAAGCGUACGAUCAAAUCAAGCAGAAGCACAACCUGCUGUCUGGCGAAGACUUGCCGUUCGUGGACGAGUCACCAGACAAGCAACAGCCGCCUCAAGAGGGCGCCCAGUCAGACAAGGAAAACAUUCCCGGAUCGAACGAUCUGUACAAGAAUCCCAGCCUGCACAAGACCCAAUACGUGCCCACCGGCUUCAAGCUGAAGGAGAUCAAAUACAAGGAGUCCAAAAGGGACGCCGAAAAGGAUGAAGACACCAUGACCGCGGACAACGUACCUGACAAUGAGCGAAACAUAUCAACUCAUAACAAACUAACACUAGCCCCCAACACUAACAAACUGAAUUCAAACGGUUCUAAAUUGCGUCGUUCGGAAUCGUUGAACAAGCCCGAGAGGACGGUCUCGCCGCAGACCAUCAAACUGAAGAGGUCUGAAAGUCUCAACAAGACCGGCGACAAACUCAAACGCUCGGACAGUUUGACCAAGAACGAGAAAACCGAGAGCAAUAACAACAAAAGGCGUGAACUGUCCACUUCGGGCAGAAGGUCCAAAGAGAACACCAAACUAAAGCGGAAAAACGGAAUGCCGGACAGAUCGAUAAAGCGGCGGCACACGGUGGGCGGUACUAAAGACCCCGACAAAGUCACCUAUCUGGACAACAAAAGCCAGGAAGACACCUCACCCAAAGAAAACAAGGACAAAAACUUGCGGACGAGUUCCCCGGACUUGAGUUCCACAAGAAGGGAGCGUCUAUGCUUGGAGAUAAACCUGGUCGGUCCGGAAGAUAUGGUGGUGGCCCUAAGACAGCAUUUUAUCGGAGCCCGGCCUCAGAGCUUCCCAGAAUCCGUUUUUAAGGUUCCACUUGAAUCUCAUGUGUGAAUAUACAAAAUGUAGUUGUGCCUUAAAACUUCUGAACGUGGAAGGGUAACAAAUACAAUUUUUAACUCCAUUUUUUUGGCAACGUUUUUGUUGCUCGUACAAUUCUAAAUGAUUCUUGAAUCGUGGCCUUUCACUGUUUCCGCGGAAACAUGCAAAUGAAACAUCAAACUGAAUUAGACUGAAUGGAUUUAUCAAAAUGUGCAAUAAAUUUCUUUGUACAUUGACAAUUUUUUAAAAAAAGAUUUAUUAGAUAAUCUAGAGAUUUUAAGGAAACAAACACUUCGUUAAUCUUUGAAAAAGACAGAAAUGUAAUUUCUCUCAUAAAGUUUAAUUAAAAAAUUGUGCGCAUUUAUAUUGUUUUUCUAUUUGUUUCGCUUCUUUAAAUGUAUGUGAUUCGAAAAUAAUUCCAGGUUGAAGCAAUUAAAAUUUGUGAUAAAAUGAUUAGAUUAGGCUUUGUACAUAAUGACAUAGGUUUUAUUUUAUUUGAUUCAAAGACAAAAAUUAAGUUAUACAAUUCCUUAACGCUUUAUUGUUUCUUUAAUUCAGCAUUUUAUAGUUUCGACAGUAUUAGUAAAAUACUGUGCCAAAAAAUAUAUGUUUAGCUAAUUGAAACUAGCUAACCGAGGAUAGCUAAUGUGUAUAUAAAAUUGUUCAUUUCGCUUGUGAGUUGGUGUAAAAAAGAAAGGAUGGUAUGUAAUUCUAAAUGCUAGGCUGUUUGUAUCUUGCCCGUUAUUGUUUUUAUAGUUUUAAGAACAAAAUGUUUGUGUUGUUGUAAUUUGUAAUUGUAAAUAUAUUUUCAAUUUAUGCACUUU
Molecule: messenger RNA, 6934 nt
Organism: Aethina tumida (small hive beetle)
Lineage: Eukaryota; Metazoa; Arthropoda; Insecta; Coleoptera; Nitidulidae
Gene: RhoGAP19D
Product: rho GTPase-activating protein 21-B
Exons: 25
Coding region: 201-6122 (1973 amino acids)
Biological process (GO): signal transduction
Molecular function (GO): protein binding
Source: RefSeq, a predicted model, not a curated record